Molecule: messenger RNA, 4831 nt
Organism: Marmota flaviventris (yellow-bellied marmot)
Lineage: Eukaryota; Metazoa; Chordata; Mammalia; Rodentia; Sciuridae
Gene: Znf395
Product: zinc finger protein 395
Biological process (GO): regulation of transcription by RNA polymerase II
Cellular component (GO): nucleus
Molecular function (GO): RNA polymerase II cis-regulatory region sequence-specific DNA binding; DNA-binding transcription factor activity
Source: RefSeq, a predicted model, not a curated record
AGAAGCCCCUGGCAACAGGUCUGAAUUCUGGUCUCGGUUCAGACGGCAGAACUUCUUCCACCGUUCCCAGGCUCAAGUUGCCCCGCCUUCAGAGGGGGAGCCGCACUCGGGCCCGGAGAGGCGCGGAGAGCGCCCGGGGCAGAUAAAGAAGCUGAUGUUCAGAGCUGAAGAACUUGCUGAAGAACUUGCUGAAGAUCACAAAGCUGGGUCAGCAGUUAAAUCAGGAUUGCAAGGCGGGCUUAUCUGUCUCCAAAGACUUCAACCCUUUCUGCACACUCCCACUGUUUCUAAACGGUAAAUAACGCCUCAUUUUACAACUACAAACGAGGAAAAUGUCAUAAAGCGGGGGAAGAAAACAACCCAAAGGAAAAUGGAAAGGAGACACAGCAGCAUGGCCAGUGUGCUGUCUCGCCGCCUUGGUAAGCGGUCUCUCCUGGGAGCCCGGGUGUUGGGACCCAGUGCCUCCGAUGGGCCAUCAGGGGCCAGCUUGCCCUUGGAGCCACAGGCAGAGGUUCCGGAGGGGGCUGCUCCCCAGCCCUUCCUCGCCUCCAAGGACCCUACGUGCCAGGAGCAGCCCAAGGAGGUCCUCAAGGCUCUGGGCACCACUGGCCUUCAGCAAGUGGCCUUUCAGCCUGGACAGAAGGUCUAUGUGUGGUACGGCGGUCAGGAGUGUACAGGCCUGGUGGAGCAGCACAGCUGGGCAGAGGACAAGGUGACGGUCUGGCUGUUGGACCAGAAGUUACAGAUCUGCUGCAGGGCGGAGGAAAUAUGGCUGGCAGAGCUGCACGGCAUGAUGCCCCAGGUGCCACCUCCAGAGCACGGGGCCCAGGCAAUGGCUUACAGACCUGUCUCCAGGAACAUUGAUGUCCCAAAGAGGAAGUCAGAUGCGGUGGAAAUGGACGAGAUGAUGGCGGCCAUGGUGUUGACAUCGCUGUCCUGCAGCCCGGUUGUGCAGAGUCCUCCUGGGGCCGAGGCCAACUUCUCUGCCUCCCGUGUGGUCUCGGGUGACCCGUGGAAGGAGAGCGGCGAUGUGUCAGACAGUGGCAGCAGCACCACCAGCGGGCACUGGAGCGGGAGCAGCGGCAUCUCCACCCCUUCGCCGCCACACCCCCAGGCCAGCCCCAAGUAUUUGGGGGAUGCCUUUGGUUCUCCCCAAACUGAUCAUGGCUUUGAGACCGAUCCUGACCCUUUCCUGUUGGAUGAACCAGCUCCACGCAAAAGGAAGAACUCUGUGAAGGUGAUGUACAAGUGCCUGUGGCCCAACUGUGGCAAAGUCCUGCGCUCGAUCGUGGGCAUCAAGCGACACGUCAAAGCCCUCCACUUGGGGGACACCGUGGACUCUGACCAGUUCAAGCGGGAGGAGGAUUUCUACUACACAGAGGUGCAGAUGAAGGAGGAGUCUGCUGUGGCUGCGGCAGUCCCCUCUGCCCCUGGGACUCCCACCGUUGAGCCAGCUCCCACCCCCCGAGUGACCAGCCCAUCCCUUGCCACUCUUCCACUGCCUCUGUCCAAAGCCCAGACCUCUGGCCCGGAACACUCUGGUCUGGAGUCUCCCCUGCCCUCGGGUGCUCUCAGCAAGUCAGCUCCUGGCUCCUUCUGGCACAUUCAGGCUGACCAUGCAUACCAGGCUCUGCCAUCCUUCCAGAUCCCCGUCUCUCCCCACAUCUACACCAGCAUCAGCUGGGCUGCUGCUCCUGCCGCCGCCUCCCCGCUCUCUCCGGUUCGGAGCCGGUCACUCAGCUUCAGCGAGCCGCAGCCUCCACCUGCAGCAAAGUCUCACCUGAUCGUCACCUCUCCACCCCGGGCCCAGGGCAGUGCCAGGAAAGCCCGUGGGGAGGCCAAGAAGUGCCGCAAGGUGUACGGCAUCGAGCACCGGGACCAGUGGUGCACGGCCUGCCGGUGGAAGAAGGCCUGCCAGCGCUUCCUGGACUGAGCCGCCAGCCACUCUGCUCCAGCCCUGCCCGGCAGCCUGAUGGCAGUCGGCCUUGGGGGAAGCAGAGAGGUGCAGAGCCCGAGCGGGUGGUUCCCACUCUGUUGGCUCAAGUGUAACACUUAAAACACUUUCUCCCCCUUGUGGGAACGUUUUAUUUUUUAAAAAAGAAGCAAAAAUAUUUUUUCCCCUAAAAUAGGAGAGAGCCAAGACUGACGAAGGGUAUUCUGCAGCGAACCAGAGACCAAAGAAUUACUAGUCCCUCCCACCUGCCCUGCCCCGGGGGCACUGGUUUGUACUGGACUGUGUGUCCUGUUUCCUGCCGAGUUGGUGGAUCCUUUGUUUUCUCAACUUUUCCAGAAAGGACUGUGAGCAAGAUGAAUUUCUUUUUCUUAAAAAAUGAGGAAGUUUCUGGCUGGGGGUGACAUGAGGCAGGACCACAGGUGGGGAGGGCAGCAGACGUGUGCCUCCUGGGGGGUGGCUCCUCUUCCCUGUCUGAACAGCUUUUGGAAGGAAGAGGAAAAUCCUUCAAAGGUGACAGCAUUUCAAUCUGGGUUUCCUCAGAGGUUGGGCUGCCUCCCAACAAGUGCUACAUGACUUCUUUUCAAAGCCCACACGAGUCUGCUUUUAAAGACUGUCCUCAAAUCGCUGAGCCCAGGCUGAUGGUUUCUGAGACGGGGCGGUUCAACACUACCUUGACCAUCCUUCUGUGUCCUGGAGGAAGUGCUAGAGGUCUCAGUGUCUGGGGAACUGUCCUUACCUGAACAAAGCCCCCCGAGGUCCUUCCCUCCCGUGUGGAAGGACAGGCCAGAACCGUUGAAUCUCAUCUGGUUCAUUCAGAAGCCCUUUCUGUGGGUGGCCCUGAGAAACUCUGGAGGCGCUCUCGUCUCUGGGCUUCACCAGGGGUUUCCUCGUUUUUGCUUUGUGCGGAAGGCAGGGUGAAGAAGGUCAAGGCGAGUCCUUGUGGGAGUGAGAUUCGGGAAGUCCAAGAGGAAGGCAGGGUGGGCUAGCCAUUCCUGCCGUUUUGGCCCUUGGUGUCUCUAGAGGCCGCAGGGCUUUGGGGGAGAGGGUUGCACUGAGGUCAGUCUGCCAGGCUGUUCUUGUCGAGGGCAGAGAUUGAGGCAGUUGAGUGCCAACUAAGGAUGAAUGGAGACGGAGUGGGCCAAGCCCUGAUGUUGUCUGAGUCUCUCCUUCCUCCCAGCCGACUUGGCUGCAACGCUUGUGGCCUGCUGAACAUGACCACCCGGGGCCCGGCUGUCUCAGACAUGAGUCCUGGACCGAUGUCCCAGGUGUCACAGGCUUAGGGAGUCCCACCAAUCCACCUCUCCUGAGCCUGAGCAGCAGUGUCCACCUUUGAUUAUCAUUGAGACUGUCCUCUUCGUCCCAGGUGAAAACACCUGGCUGCUGACGCUCUGUUGGUGGCUUCACGUGGGAAAUAAAUGUCUGUUUUUCAAUCUGAGACACAUGGAGCAUUACCAAACCUGCAAACCUAAGAAUAGGGGUGUGAUGUGGUGAAGGGUGUAGUGGCCUGGGCUGAUGACAGAAGGGACAGCCCCUCUUAUGCAAGAGUGUCUUUGGUGGGGGUGGGGAUAUAUUUUUAUAUUUUAGGAGAAAGAUGUAUAUGGGAUUCUGUUUCUUGGUGAAGCUUGAAACCAGGUCAGCCAGAGGUGGUCCAGGCUCUUGUGUCUCUUCGACUGCAAGGAGAGUUAAAAGCUGAUGGCCUUCUUGCCUCAUUUCCCACGUUGUCCGUCUUCAGAUCUUACUGGGGAAGGGAGCACGGGGGCAUGUGGACACGUGGGGACUGUGCAAGAGGUCCCCCCUCUUAAACCCCGGCUUGCGCUGAGUCUCACCGUCAGCAGAGCUGUUUUAAUCCCUGCCUCCAUUUGGACCUUGGAGAUAAAAACUGGAUACAAAGAUGUUCUCCAUGUGUGGCCGGCUUCUCAUGCCGUGGGUACCCAAGACAGAAAAGGAGGAGAGAGAGAAGGAAUUGAUGGGACACUUUAAAAGCUGAGGUGGCUUUCUUGUUCUUGUCCUUUAUCUCCUUUCCAUGCGGCCUUCCCUGUUGCAUCGGCUCCUUCCCCCUUGGUGGUGGCGCGGGCCUCCUCGCCCUCCGUCCACCCGCUUCUCCAUCUCGUUGCUCUUAUGUUGGUUCCUGCCGGGCGGCUUGUCCUUGGGGUUGCUCCGCUUGUUCCUCCUGGGAGGGUGGGGGUGGCUGGUGAGUCGACCCGGCGAUCUCUCCCUGCUUCCCAGACCCCUGGGGGCCGCAGAAUCUGGCUGGAGGAAGAUGCCGCAGGUGUGCGUUUGAAAGUAACAGGACUCAUCUGCAAAGCAGUUACCUAAGGAAAGGUGUCCAGUGACGUUCCCCGUAUUCGGGUUCUCUUUGAGGUGCCUUCAGAGCCGGGGCUGUGUUUGGAGCAGCCUCCGUGAGGCUGGGUCUCCGCCAUGUGUGUUCAGUGCAGAGUCCAGACCAUGUCUGUGGUCAGGGCACGACUCAGGUGGAGAGUCAAAGGACUCUCAAGUAACACAGCUCAGAGUUAACGAGGUGACUUUUAACCCCUCUCUGAAGGCCAUCGUGUAACCUCAAACAGAGUUGUGAGCAGUCAGUGACUUUUUGAAGGACAAUAUCGGAUGUGGGAACUCUGUUGGAAGAAAUCUGUCCUGUUCCUUUCUGGUCAUUCCAGGUUCUGACUUCACCAGGGGUAAAAAGAAAAAAAAAAAAAAAAAAAAGGGAGAUAAAUCCCAUUUGUGAAUUGUUUUAUUGGCACCCCCCACCCCCUGCCCAGCUGUCUUCCAAGUAUUAUUUUUACUGUUAAAAUUUUUUUAAAAAAAUGUGAAAUGUAAUGUUUUUACAGCAACAAUAUGAAAUAUAUUUUAUAAGGAAUAAAAUGGUACAUUGUCUGA